AUGUCGGGUCUGGUGAGAGUGAUGAUGAUGGCAUCACUAGCCGCUCUGCCCAGCCUGAGUUCGGCCCAGUGCUUCGGCGGGACAAUCACCAUGGAGAAGACCGUCGGCGUGGAUUUCAACGAGAAUUCUCAGCCUCUUUUGGCCAAGCAGGACGCGGCUGUGACGAGCGAGUGCACGAGCAUCUGCAAAGGAACGCCGGGUUGCAAUGCUUUUACUAUCGAUUACAGCACCUCGAGUUGCAAAUCGUACGACAGGACAUCAAAAGACCGUCGUCGAUCGCUCAUUCCCAAGCAAGGAUUUAACUUCUUCGAGAAAGUGUGUCUUCGUGGAGUCGACUACAAUCAGCUGUGCGGCCAAGAGAGACUGUGGGCCUUCGAGCGCGUGUUAGAUGCCUACCUCGAUGGUUUCGAUAACAAGACCAUUCCCAACGUCGAUAGUAGGGCCGAUUGUAUGAAGUUCUGCCUGGUUGAGACGGAGUUUACUUGCAGAUCCGCCGAAUAUGACAAAAUCAGGAAACUCUGUCAGCUGAGCAAAGAGGACAGACGGACACGACCCACUGAUUUUAUUUCUGCUCCCGGAUCAGCUGUCGAUUAUCUGGAGAACCAAUGUGUUCGAGCUCUCCCCGACUGCCGCUACGAUGUACAAAAUGACGUGAUGGUGAUUUCAAUGGACUCGCUGGAAUUCGCGAACGUUCAGAACGACUGUCAGAGCCUUUGUGACAAGACGAGGUUCAUGACAUGUCGCUCGUAUACGUUCGAUUCCAGGGAGAAGAGGUGUUAUCUUUCUGGCGAUGAUUCAGUCUCUCUCAACAAGACUGUUUUACCCAUCAAGGCAGGAGUAGUGACAGGAGAGAAGCAGUGUACAGUCAGUCAGUGCGAGCGCGACCAGGGCACGAUCAUCUACGAGAAGAUCACAGGUCAGACCGUGAGGACAGCGAGGGAAUCACUCUAUAACCUCGACGCUUCUCCAGGAGGCAUCUCAGAGAAAUGCGCACGGCAAUGUAUGGACGACUCGGGCGAGUGUCCUGCCUUUGCCGUCGACUACAUCAACACCCGCUGCUUCAAACUCGACCGUAACACUCAAGGACGAGUUCAAGACAUUGUCGAGUCCCCGGGGAAGAGUUACUUUGAGAAGACCUGCGUCAGAGCGACCUUGUCCGCCCAGUGUCGAGGAAGCACAUGGCAGUUCGAACGAGUGAUUGGGAAAGAGCUAAGAGGAUUGGACGAUCAGGUUUACAAUCUCAUCCAGAGUCGUAGGGAUUGUAUCGAGCGCUGCCUGCAAGAGACCGCCUUCCAGUGCCGAUCCGCGGAGUACGACAGCACGGAACUCACCUGUCGUCUGAGCAGGAGAGACAGGAGGUCGUCUCCGCUAGACUUUCGUGGAUGCUGUGUCGCCGACGGUGGAGUACCUCGAGAACCAGUGCGUCCCUGUCAACAUCUACCUCUUUUUUUCACAGCUGACGAUACCUGUCCAUACCAACGCUCCGAGAGUGCCUACCCGACGUACCUGGAUGUCACCGUUGAGAAUGUAGUGUCGGAGUUACAGUGCCAGAGAGAAUGUACUAAUUACAGGUCCUUCAACUGCCGGUCUCUCGCCUUCAGACCAACUGGAUCGCAGUGCUUCCUCUCUGGAGAUGAUACAAUUUCCGGCGGAGGGGAAGAUGCCAAACAGAACCGUCCAGGCACCAUCUUCUUCGAGAGAGACUGCCUUGGCGGAGGAAGUGGUGGAGGAGGAGGAGGAGGAACUGGAGGCGGCGGUGGAGGAGGAAUCGGAGGAGGUAGUGGUGGUGGCUCUGGUAUUGGCGGAGGCGACUUCUUGUUCCAAAUAGAUCGCUGUUCCCUCGGCGGACUCACCUACGAGAAAAUCACCGGCUAUGAGCUUUCCGGAGUGAGGUCGGAGCUGCUGACUUCCAGUUCGACGCCAGGCAUCACCGCCGAGUGCGCCCGCCUCUGCGCCAACACGGAGAAUUGCAUGGCCUUCAACCUGGACUACAACAGGAUCGAGUGCUAUUCCCUGGACACGCCGGCAUCCGAAGCCCCUAUUAAUCUCAGGACCUCCAGCGGCGUCGCCUACUUCGAGGGGAUUUGUUUGAGGAGUGGCGGAUGUGGCCUUCGCUGGACCUACGAGAGAGUGCCAAACUACGAGCUGCGGGGCCAGGAGAGGGACACCUACAGUGGCAUCAGCAAAUCCGAAUGCAUGGAAAAGUGUCUGGAUGAGCGCCGCUUCGUCUGCCGAUCCGCCAGCUACGAGUACUCGAGGCGUCUGUGUCGCGUGUCGGAUCAGAACCGGUUCUCUGCCCCGGCGUCGUUCCAGGCGGCCCCCAACGUGGAUUACAUGGAGAACCAGUGCGCGCCAAAGCCGACCGGAUGCCGCUACACGAACGACCAGCGGGACCGUUUCCUGAUCUACACGACCAAAACAGUGACGGCUUUCAGUAACGACGAGUGCAUGCGUGCGUGCGACGUCGAGACGGAAUUCAACUGUCGUGCCUAUUCGUUCAUGAGUGCGGCUGGAACUCCACGUGACCAAUGUUACCUGAGCGGAGACACAGGUACCAACGCUGGAAACAAUGCAUUCCAGUUCAGGUCAGGUGCAAUGUUUGCCGAGAGGGAAUGCACUGAAUAUACAGGAAUGACAACAGCGACACCACCAAUCACAGGAGGAGUGCUGAAUUGCCGAUUCGCGACAACUUAUGACAAGGUGAUGGGUGUCGAUCUACGAGGCGCCAGAGAGGAGAUUCGAGCACGUGACCAACUGGGCAUCACCGUCGACUGUCUGAAGGAGUGCGACCGGCGGAGGGACAGGUGUCUUGCGGUCACCCUCGAGACGUCGCCCUCGACCGCGCAGAGGUGUUACGCCCUUGAACGCGCCGCUGGGUCCGACCCGGGCGUGCUGACUUCCGCUUCCGAGGUCUCUUACUUCGAGAAGGUCUGCAUUCCGGAAACUACUUGCGGAAAAGCCUGGACAUUUGUUCGUGUGAUUGGCCAUGACUUACGCGUCAAUGGUCGAAUCCUGAACAACGUGCCAACGCGAGAGGAGUGCCAAGCCGAGUGCCUCCGUGCCUCUGACAUCCCCUGCAGAUCUGCUGUGUACGACUUGCGCCAACGUACCUGUAAGCUGAUGGCCGAGACCAGGAGAACGGAUCCGGACAAGUUCGGCUUCAAGUCACGUGAUCUCGAAUUCCUUGAGAACCAGUGCGCUCCCGACCCGCCCAACUGCGACUACGCUAACUACGAGGGUCGAUUCCUGCCUUAUUUCGACCGCUUCUUCACCAACGUGUUCGACCCGGCGGAGUGUAAGCAGUACUGCGACAGCGAGAGGGACUUUGCCUGUAGGAGUUUCAAUUUCCAGUCGUUCAGAAGAGAAUGUUCACUGAGUUCAGACGACACGUUCACCGUCGGCGGCCAGAAUGCCUUGCAGGUCGAGAGAGAUUAUUUCUACUCGGAGAAGGCUGCGUGCAAGACAGUGAAAGUCGACUGCACGCCCACGGACAUGGUAGUGACGUUCAGCUUUGGCACGGCUUUCGAAGGACGCAUUUACGCCACGGGGAAUGCGCAGGCGUGCUUCGAGAUGGGAAAUCGCCAGACACAGGUGUUCUUGAGGUUGCCACUGGGAGCUGCUUGUGGAACGCAGGAGGAGGCUCCGGGCAAAUUCGUGAACACGGUGGUGGUUCAACAACAUCCUCUCAUCAUGCAAGAAUCGGACAGGACGGUCAGAGUGGAGUGUUCUUUCGAGGCAGGAGACCAGACCGUGAGCUUCGCCCCCCAGGCUGGUGCGGGAAGGACAGGAGGAGGCAUUGAUAUCAAAUAUAAAACCCACGUCAUGAUGCUUGGCGAACGUGGCAGUGAUGGGCUUCAAGUGGACGCCGGCUUCAGACCCGCGGGCGACUCCGACAUCAUCAGCAACACCGCGCCCACGCCCACGGUCCGCAUGCGCAUCUACAAGGCCACGGGGCAGGAGGCGAACAACGUCGACCUGGGAGAACUCCUGACGCUGAAGAUCGAGAUGGAGCAGACGUCCGCCUUCGCUAUCUUCGCCAGGAACCUCGAGGCCAGGACGGAUAACGGGGAGAUUAUGACCCUUAUUGACAACGUUGGGUGUCCCCGCUACCCCAGCAUCUUCCCAGAACUUCAGGUGGAGGAAAGAACCAAGAGUCUGUUCGGCAACUUCAAGGCCUUCCGGUUCCCGUCCACCGCCAGAGUCAACUUCGUGGCCACCAUCCGGUUCUGCCAGGAACGCUGCGAACCGGUGUCAUGCGGAGCCGGGGUAGUGUCAUACGGACGUCGCCGCCGCCGCGCCGCGAACUCGACCCUCUUCGCCGCCGAGUCCAGGGCCUUCCACGAGGACGAGCUGGAGGACGACGAGCUGGUCCUCGAGCUGGAGACGGCGGGAUCGACGACCGAGGACGCCUUCACCCUCAGCGUCACUUCCGGAGGGCCUCUCGACUCGACGCUCCUCGAGAAUUUGCUCGAUACGACUCGAACCACCAGGCGCUCCACCUCCAGCAGCACUCGUACCUCCAGAAGCACGUCGCCCUCCACCUCCACUUCCUCUUCCACCUCCACCUCCACCUCCACCUCCACCUCCACUCAGAGGACCGAUGUGGAUGAGUUGGAGAGCGAGGCGGAGGAGGAGGUGCCCGAGGACAUUCCCGUGGCUCUGUCGCUGGUUGUCGGCGAAGAUACGAUGCCUGAAGGUUGGGACAAACACGAUCGUUACCGCUAUCGUGACGAGACAUAUGUUGCAGACGACUACGUAUGCACUCCGACCUCGACCGUGAUAGCUGCCGUACUGACGCUGUUGGUGCUCCUGUGUGCCAUAUCCGCUGGUUUCGUGUUCUUUUAUCGAUCCAAAAAGAGACAUUGGCAGAAAAUGGGGAGCUGUGAACCUUUCCCCAUUCCACCACAGCCCAAGAGCCAGUUCUACAACAGCCCAGAAGUCAUGUUCCGAGCUGCUUACGGAGGAUUUCCUGGCCAGUCCAACAUGGCAUCCAACAUGGCGGCUUUCGGCACUCCUCAGGCACUCUCUCCCAUGCACGAGGAAUCACCACAGUACAAGGAAUAAGCUAGCCCACGAGCCUCUAUCUUGAGAGUGUGAGAGAUAAAAAAAAAGAGUGAAAUAUAUAUGUAUAGCUGAGGUUAUAUGUAUAUUUUUAUGGGAGAACUUUUUUUUUCGUGAUUUUGUUAAGAUACUUUAAGAAGAAAAUUGUGGUUGGUUUAAUGUUUUGGUAUUUUGAUAGAUCGUUUUUUUUUCGAAAAAAAAAAAAAAAAAGGUAUUUGUUAUUCCCUUACAAAUGAUUGACGUUUUUUAUAUUACCAAUUCGUUUAUACCAGAAUCUUUACUCUUAUUUUACAAAUGAAAAGAAAUAAAGUUACCAAAAAAUCAGGAGAUAUAUAUAUAUAUAUAUUAGAGAGAAUAAAAUAACCUGGUGUGAGAUGAAAAGGUGUGUAAAUAAGGAUGGAGGGAGUACGGACACAUUCCUAAUUUUCAUCCUCUGAAAUAAAACUUCACAUUUCCUGCAUAUAUAUUUUUUCACAGAGAUUUGUACAUAUAGAAUAGCUCAGUCUUAGGGAUGUUCAGCUACACAGAUCUCUUUUUCUUUAUUGCAAGGGGUUUCUAAGCUUUUGUUCCCGUUAUUAUUAUUAUUACUAUUGAUAAUAUUUUAGGCCCGUUUUCUUUCCGCCUAAUGUCUCGACGCUUAAGGAUUUUUCCGUUUAAUUUUUUUUCUGCUUUGUGUUUUCGGUUCAUAUAUAUGUUUUUUUGUUGUGCAUGCAGAUCUUCCUUUGUUUUUUAUUAUUAUUGUCGCAUUGAGUGUCUUUCGAUUCCUUUUUUUUCAAUUUACAUUUUUUUUCGUUGGUGAGGAACAGAAAUGCAUCAAUUGUAUCACAGUUGCAGUAAAUAUUUCUUUCUUUCUUUCUUUCCUUAGUAUGGUGUUUCUUUGUGUCAUUUAACUUGUUUUGUAUCGCAUUACGUCCGUUUUUAAUGUUUUCUCUUCAUACCAAAGACUUUAUAAUUGCAGUAUGAUUUUGUCUUUCUCUCUCUCGCUUUCUCUUUGUCUUUUUGUUUUCUAAGAAAUUCCUAUGAUACAGCGAGUGAUUCCGGUCUGUGGGAUGUGGAACCUUUCUUUGAUUAGUUUAUAAUGUUGUUGUUUGGAUUCUGAUGAGAUUCCGUGUGAGAGGGAUUUUUUUUGUUUUGUUUCUGUUGUCAUUUUUUUAUUUUUCAUUUAUGUUUUUGUUGGAUUUUCUCUCUUUCUUUGUUUUUUUUUUCUCUCUCUCUCCCUCUGUUU
Messenger RNA from Penaeus chinensis, 6286 nucleotides. RefSeq lists its product as uncharacterized. NCBI's taxonomy places the organism in Eukaryota, Metazoa, Arthropoda, Malacostraca, Decapoda, Penaeidae. The record is from RefSeq and is a predicted model, not a curated record.